GUGUUCAAGUUGUGUCUUUUGUCGCGCUCGUGCUCGCUUCACACCCUCGUUUCCUCUCCUCCUCUCCUCUCCCCAGCCUCACCCUCGCGACCUCUGUCCAUUUACGACCAACACUUGGUGGCUAUGAAGAUCACGGGAGCCACCGUUCUGGGAAUGGUCGCCACUACACAGGCGUUCCACAUUCCCGCGAACGUCAAGCCGAGCCUGUCGAGGAGGAGCAGCACCUCUCUCAAUAGCGCUCUCGAACCCUUGUCGGACGCCGAGGCGAUGGCCUCGCUUGAGGCGAUCGGGGGUUACGAUGUAGAGACGCUCGGCAAGCCGCUCGACCCCCUCCACCUGGCGAAGUACAUCCCGGCGGAGACCUUGAGGAAGUACGAGACGGUGCACUGCAGAGUGGCGAUGCUGGCGUGCGUCGGAUACGCUUUCCCUCAAAUCUUCGGCAUGUUCGACGCGACGGACGUGCAGUCGGCGAACGGGAUUGACGCCCUGUUCCAGACGGCGCCUGAGGCGUGGGCCCAGAUCAUCGGCGCUUGCGGCAUCGCCGAAGCGGCCCAAUGGAAGCACCAACAAUCUGGGGACACCACUCCCUUCUACGACCCCUUCAAGGGCUGGCCCAAGACCGAGCAGGAGCAGGAGAAGAUGAAAAUGCGCGAGCUCAAGAACGGGAGAGCGGCUAUGCUCUGCUGGGCGUCGUUCAUCUCGGCCGCGCUUAUCCCGGGGUCCGUGCCCGACUUCGCCCUCCCCUUCUAACCGAACUAUGGAAACACAAGGGACGAUCAGCGAAGGAAGUCUCGUUCUCUUUUAGUGCCGUAGCCUUCUUGUAAAAAUACCCGAGCCGACAUUUGUUCCUUUUCCCUAUUUCGGGGGGGUAAGGGAGUCCGUGACUUGUUGUAAAGAGACGAAAGGAAAAAAGCCCAAGGUGUAUUUAGACGAUCAAUCUUGUCGGCUGAGCGAGGAAAUGACAAAAUGUUGAGACUCAAAGAACAACCGGUAAGGACGAGUUUGUUGAAUUUGCCUUCCUCGUGUUGGAGGCGCUCGGAACGUAUUUUGUGCGGGAGAAGUGCUCCCGGUUUUCCCCCCUACCCCCCCCCCCCCC
Messenger RNA from Ectocarpus sp. CCAP 1310/34, 1096 nucleotides. The record is from the annotation of a GenBank genome assembly. NCBI's taxonomy places the organism in Eukaryota, Phaeophyceae, Ectocarpales, Ectocarpaceae.